This is a messenger RNA of Marchantia polymorpha subsp. ruderalis, 1466 nucleotides long. The record is from the annotation of a GenBank genome assembly. NCBI's taxonomy places the organism in Eukaryota, Viridiplantae, Streptophyta, Marchantiopsida, Marchantiales, Marchantiaceae.
AUUGCUACCGUUGCCGCGCUCUUCGGCCGCAAGUCCCGCGGAUGCUGUUGCGCUGAUGCGGCAGUGCUCGUGGGAGUGAGAGUGUUCGGGGGGCGGGAGAGUGGUUGAUCGCCGGAGUCUUAUCAUAGCGCAGACCCAGGACGUUGCCGCCGUCUUCGUCGUGCGCCUCUUUCUUUCUUUCCUCGUUUCCUCGCGUCGUCUAAAUACUCGAGGAGCGCUUCGGCUCUUUGAUCAUCUUUCGGUCGUUUGUUCGUGCGCUCGCUUCGUCUUCUUCUUCGCUUCUCCCCCCGGAAGCUCGUGGGGUUUGAUUCCAACAGACCGCGUUGGCACUGCAUUCGGCGUUGACACGUCCGGUUAGUGGAGCGGUGGUAUCAUUUUGCAGAUUAAGUAAAGCAGGGCCUCGGUUCACGUCGCUCUUCUUGAGGCGGUCUCGAUUGGUUGGGCUGGCAGGCUGACUGAUUGAUUGAUUGAUAAAUCGGACUCGAAAAUAGUUUGGUGAGACUCGAUGGCUGCUCGGGAUGGCGGUUCGGAAGGUCAAGGUCUAGGAUGGGCCGAUCAAUGGGACUACAAGUUUAAUGACACCAACAAGGGAGAUCUCGCAGUGUCGAGCCAGAAGCCUACGAAGAAGGAGAAGCUGGCAGAGGUCAACAAGAAGAUGAAAGCUGCUGCCAGUACGGGGUUCCAAAAGGCCAAGGUUGUUGCCACCGUGGGCGCGCAGAAGGUCAAGAGUGGGUCGUCCGCUGGCGUAAGAUGGAUGAAGGAGCAGUACGAGAAGCGAAAAGCCACCAAGGCCUGAUGAUGAUUCGUGGAGGUGUCAAUGUUGAGAAAAUGUUUCAUUUGUGGGGACGCAGUUAGACUUGCACUAACUGAUGGGAACGCGUAGCGGUAAACGUAGGAAGGGAAACUUCUCUCACCUCUACAGCCAUGAGCCAGGUUGUACAGAGUUUGCACUUCUUCUCUAUUGCCGGAGAUCGCAUACGGCCCCAGCUCUGAACUUUACGAACCGAUUGUUCCGGAAGAGUCUGCUCUCACAGCUUGAUACGCGAGAAGGAUUUGUUAACUUCACUAUGGUGAUCUUAUCAUCCUAGCAAUCGUUCCUGCCAGUUGGUUUUGUGCUCACGGCCAUCUAGCCUUAAUGACGUCGUUUAGUAAGGUUCAGUUCGCGUUCAAGCGGCUUCUCUGUAAAUCUAAAAAGUGCCGUGCCGUGCACACAUCGAAAAUAGGUAUAGGCUGCGUCAGUGAUAGGAGUGUGAGUUAGGUAGUUUUGGUGGAUCGAUCUAGAUUUCUAUCGAGAGGUGUGAUGCCCGUGCUCUCUACGGAAAUCUAUAUCUGAUAUUUUCUCGACUUGGAUCACAGAUCGACUUUCGAUCUUUCUCAAUCACGCACGAUUGUGUCGUUGACAUUUUGUUAAGUAUCGUUAACCCCAUUCUUUUAUAAAUAAUGCUCAUCUGAGAGUUUUAAAUGGU